GAACGUGCCCGCUGACGAUGACGACGGUCAGCCAUUACAUCCGGUAGGUGGAGCUUCACGUUGAAGCGGUUAAGUGUUUUGGGGAUCAAUGCAUGGAUUCAGUCAAUUAACGCCAGCUUCCAGAUAGCAUCAACCAAAGGCAGAAGUACAAAUCCUGCAUUGGUUGUGUCAAGAGUGCUGAGAAGUCUGCGCCCCGGAGAGAAACCAAGACCACGUGAAUGAUGGCAACCAGUAAAAGUAAAAACCAGAGUUCACUUGCUCUGCACAAAGUGAUCAUGGUGGGCAGUGGCGGCGUGGGGAAGUCCGCCCUCACACUACAGUUUAUGUACGAUGAGUUUGUGGAAGAUUACGAGCCCACCAAGGCCGACAGCUACAGAAAGAAAGUGGUUCUGGAUGGAGAAGAGGUCCAGAUCGACAUCCUGGACACAGCUGGCCAGGAGGACUACGCCGCCAUCAGGGACAACUAUUUUCGCAGUGGGGAGGGCUUCCUGCUCGUUUUCUCCAUCACCGAGAAUGAGUCAUUCGCUGCCACUGUAGAGUUCAGGGAGCAGAUCCUGCGGGUGAAAUCCGAGGAGGACAAGAUCCCUCUACUCCUGGUUGGAAAUAAGUCGGACCUUGAGGAGCGUCGGCAGGUGUCUGUGGACGAGGCCCGCGGGAAGGCUGAAGAGUGGGGCGUGCAGUACGUGGAAACGUCCGCUAAAACCAGGGCCAACGUCGACAAGGUAUUCUUCGACCUGAUGCGAGACAUCCGGGGGAAGAAAAUGUCGGAAAACAAGGACAAAAACGGAAAAGGAAAGAACAAGAAGAACAAGAAGAGCUUCAGAGAGAGAUGCUGUCUACUCUGAGUGCCUUGAAAACCCCUAAUAUUGCACAACUGCCAAGCUGGGAGAGAAAAUGAAACAAAAAUAUUUUUUUAGUGCCAAAAUAAGGUUAGUGUCUAAUUUUUUUUAAUUCCAAGAAUUUGGGCUGCCGUGCAAUUGGAAGCUAAUCACUGUCCUGACUGACUGCAAAUCUUCAUGAACUGAUCGUACGUGACAACACUGCCUUUGACUCCGCCCCUUUUCCUUUUCACACUAAUUUGCAUUAUUGUCUCGUCUUACUACAAGCACUAAAGCUUCUCAGUGUGCAGCUAAAUUAACAGCAAAUCUAUUUGUCCCCCCUGUUUUUAUUGAUAAUAUAAAAUCUUUUUUUUAGCAACCGGAGUGUCGGUCGGAGCAAACGUGGCCAAAUAUUGACGAAUGCCAUUAUGUUUGGAACAAAUAAGUCAGGCAGUGUUUGUGCAUAAGGUGCUCCAUCAUAUUGAUGUCACAUGACCCUUCCCACCAUUCCCACCUUGACGGUCUUGUUUUCUAUGACAGGUCAAGCUAAUUCCCUUCUCUGCUAUUUUGACGAACACGCACUACAAGGUCCAUUUUCUAAUUAGAGACUUGCUGACAACAAUAAAACAGUUUUUUAAAGGCUGUUAAUGUACCUACUUAAGUGCUUCAGUGAUCAUACUUGUGUCCUAAUUUUUAUUUCAUCGACAGAGAAUAUGUAGUAUUGAACAUUCCUUGUCAAUCAAUUUCCAUUUAUUUCACACGACUGUGACAAUGCUUUUUUUAUGCUGUUUGCUGAUUAAAUGUUUUUUGUACA
Messenger RNA from Entelurus aequoreus (snake pipefish), 1632 nucleotides. RefSeq names its product v-ral simian leukemia viral oncogene homolog Ba (ras related) (gene ralba). The transcript is spliced from 5 exons. NCBI's taxonomy places the organism in Eukaryota, Metazoa, Chordata, Actinopteri, Syngnathiformes, Syngnathidae. The coding region runs from base 219 to 845 and encodes 208 amino acids. Gene Ontology annotation, cellular component: plasma membrane. Gene Ontology annotation, biological process: Ras protein signal transduction. The record is from RefSeq and is a predicted model, not a curated record. Gene Ontology annotation, molecular function: GTPase activity; GTP binding; GDP binding.